Bradysia coprophila is the source of this 2809-nucleotide messenger RNA. RefSeq names its product Nop2/Sun-like domain containing protein 5 (gene Nsun5). Gene Ontology annotation, biological process: rRNA base methylation. Gene Ontology annotation, cellular component: nucleolus. Lineage: Eukaryota; Metazoa; Arthropoda; Insecta; Diptera; Sciaridae. Gene Ontology annotation, molecular function: RNA methyltransferase activity. The record is from RefSeq and is a predicted model, not a curated record.
AUUCUGUGUAUCUGUCACAUCACGAGGAUAUUCUUUCUAACACUUUUCCCCGUGUAUUCAAUUUGCAUUAUUUAUCCAAAAACUUGAUAGAAAUCGAGAUCACCUGAAAAACCAAUUUUAUUGAACGAUACACAAUUAAAACAUGAACGUUUGAGACGAUGGAAGAAAAGUUUAUUCACUCGAUUAAAGUUCCGAAUCAGUACAAGAAGGCAGCCAAAUUGUUGAAGCAAACAUUCGAAUCCGGUCAAUCUGUAAAAGGGCAGAUAUUUGAACAGAAACACGUGAUAACGAAUCGAUUGUAUGCAUUAAUUGCAAAGAUAUCGAAAAACAAGCCGAAGCUUGAUUUGCUUAUUGAAAAAAGUUCGAUUUUACGAAAUGAACCGCGCUUGGAUCAGUACAUGUGUUUGGUUCUAAUGACCGAACUUUUGUUUGGAGCCCAAAAGUUGAAUGGCCAAUCGAAACCGGUCCAAUGCGUACUGGGAUACGAAUCUAAAUUCCAAGAUAUUUUGAAAGACAUCAACAGUGAUCCUGCCAAUAGCACCCUACAGUCCAUAGACGUUGUUAAGCCUCGAUAUGUUCGCGUCAAUACAAAUAUCUUGUCACGUGCCGAAGCCCUUGAACUGUUUGUUAAAGAUGGAUGGAAUGAAAUCGCUGGCGAGUUCACCGACUACGACAAAUUUCUGGAUGUGGUACGAAAUUUGGGCGACUCUGAUUUUGUGUCCGACAUGCACGUGAAGAACCUGUUUGUCUUUCCGGCUAAUAGCAAAAAAUAUUGGGCCAAAUAUGCGUCCGGUGAUGAGAAGACAUUCAUUUUACAAGACAAGGCUAGCUGUCUUCCAGUUACACUAUUAGAUCCACCGAAAGGUAGCACUGUCCUAGAUAUGUGUGCUGCGCCUGGAAUGAAAACUACUCAUUUGGCUGCCCACAUACGUAACAAAGGUAAAAUCUAUGCAGUCGAGCGGGAUGAGCGACGGUACAAAACGUUAUCAGAAUUCGUUGAUGGCACUAAAAGCUCCUCAGUCAGUGCAAUACACCUCGAUGCACUGCUACUAGAAGAUGAUUUCGUUCCGAAUGUCGAAUACAUUCUAGUCGAUCCAUCGUGUUCGGGAUCCGGUAUGACAAAUCGCCUCUUCGUCAGCGCUGAAAAAGAUCCCGAUCGUUUGGGUAAUUUAACCGGUCUACAGAGCCGAAUGCUGUCGCAUGCAAUGAGAGCUUUCACCAAAGCUAAGAAAAUCGUUUAUUCAACAUGUUCUAUCCAUCCCGAAGAGAACGAAAAGGUGGUUCAGGAAUGUCUGGAAAUGUGUCCGGAUUGGAAGCUCAUCAAACCGAUUGAAUUUGCUGAACAGUGGAAGCAUUUUGGUAGUCCGAAAUUCAAACACAUCGGUAAAAAGUGCGUCUACGCUAAAUCGGAAAUUGAUCUGACCGAUGGAUUUUUUGUUGCAAUUUUCGAGCGAGAAAUCGAUCCGUCGAUUUCCAUACAGCCAUAUAGUAGAGACAAUGCCUUUCUGGAGCGAAUCAGUUUUAAUAUAAAACGGAAGUAUCCGACUGAAACCACGACGAAUCUUGAAAAGAACGAGACGAUUAGUCAGGAAACUGUUGAUCUUACAUUUGAUGAGGGUCCUAAUGGAACUGUUACCGAAAACGGGAAGAAGAAAAAGAAAAAAAGUAAGGAUGAUGAGGUCGUUGAUGAAGUAAACAAAAUUAAGCAGGAGCUGACCGAUGUGGAUGCAACAAUAAACCGAAAAACAGAGAACGGCACUGAAUUGGAAGAGGAAAUGGUGACACAUAAAACGGAAAGAGAAGAAAAUUCUGAUGCUGGGAAACGCAAGAAGAAAAAACAAAAAGUUGAUCAAGAGGCCGAACUACUCGCACGCGUUAGAGUUAAAACGGAAACUGAAGAAACAUCUGAUGCUAAGAAACGCAAGAAGGAGAAAGGAACCGUCGACAAAGAGGCCGAAUUACCCACGCCAGCCAUUGUUAAAACAGAAACUGAAGAAGAAUCUGAUGCUAAGAAAUGCAAGAAGAAAAAACGAUCCGUCGACGAAGCUGCUGAGCUACUCACGCCAGUCACAGUUAAAACGGAAACCGAAGAAAAAUCUGAUGCUGGGAAACGCAAAGUCGACGAGGAUUCCGAAUUGUUUACGCACGUUACAGUAAAAACGGAAACAGAAGAAAUUUCUAAUGUUAAGAAAAGCAAGAAGAAAAAACGAACCGUCGACGAAGCGGUCGAAGUACUCACGCCCGUCACAGUUAAAACGGAAACAGAAGAAAAUUCUGUUGCUGGGAAACGCAAGAAGAAAAAGCGGAAAAUCGACGAUGAGGCCGAAUUUCUUGCAGCCGUUACAGUUAAAACGGAAACUGAAGAAAAAUCUGCUGCUGGGAAACCUGACGAAGAGGCCGAGAUGUUUACGCCUGCUACAAUCAAAACGGAAGCUGAAGAACAUUCUGAUGCUGGGAAACGCAAGAAGAAAAAGCGAAAAGUCGACGAUGAGGCCGAAUUGAUCACGUCCGUUGCAGUUAAAACGGAAACUGAAGAAAAACCUGAUGUUGAGAAGCGCAAGAAGAAAAAACGAACAGUCGACGAUGAGACCCCCACUCCUUUCAUUGAUGAAUCAAUCAACUUCUCAGAAAAAGUGAAAACGAAAAAGAAGCGGGACAUCUCUCACACAGAAAUUGCUUUGAAUGUAAAGGUAGAAGAAGCUAAUGAUGUGAUUCCCGAUGUUAUAACUACUGUUGCAACAGGCUCCGAUUCAAUCAAAACGACAAAGAAGAAGUCAAAAAAUAAAUAAAAUUCUCGUCAAUUUUUUUA